AGUCAAAAUCGGUGGAGUAGAUAAAUCAGAAUAUAUUUUAUGACGACACGUAUAAAGAGUCAAAUUAAAGACUUGACGAUUACACUAGAUCGAGUGCAUAAAUAGAUCAUUGUUCUUGGAGGAAUAUAGUGCUAUAUCAAAUGGAGGAGGAACCGAUCAUGGAGAAGGAGGAGGAGGCGGCGGAAGAGGAGGAGCAGGUGCUUCUCCCCGGGUUCCGGUUCCACCCCACCGAUGAGGAGCUGCUCAGCUUCUAUCUCCGGAGGAAGGUGCAGAGGAGAGCCUUCUCCAUCGAUGUCGUGAGGGAGGUCGACAUCUACAAGCACGACCCUUGGGAUCUUCCAAAAGCGAGCUGUGGAGAAGAGAGGGAGUGGUAUUUCUUCUGUCUGAGAGGGAGGAAGUACCGGAACAGCAUCCGGCCGAACCGCGUCACCGGUUCAGGUUUCUGGAAGGCGACCGGCAUCGACCGAGCAGUCUACGGUGGCCGCGCCGGCGAUGUCUGCAUCGGCCUCAAGAAAUCGCUAGUUUACUACAGAGGCAGCGCCGGAAAAGGCACCAAGACUGACUGGAUGAUGCACGAGUUUCGUCUUCCUCCUCCCUCCACCACCACCACCAACAACAACAACGACAAUAGCAGCCGCGCUGAUCGUCACUCUUUGCAAGAAGCGGAAAUUUGGACGAUAUGCCGAAUUUUCAAGAGGGCAACGUCGUCUUCCCACAAAACGAGUGAAUCGCCGGCAAAAUUCAACCAGAAAACCAAUAUUGUCUCCAGCGACUCGAGCUCAAAGGCUAGCAGCUUCGAGUCUGAUCUCGGGCCGGCUUCUCCCGGUUAUCCUCAUGAAGAAGACAAAUAUGUCAGCAAUAAUAAUAAUAAUAAAUAUUACGAGCCAAAUAUGAGUGACAAGUGUUAUCAAAACAAUGAAGGGCAAUAUGUGUGCAACAAUUACUCAUUCGAGCAAUUGUCUGCGGCGCCGCCGCCGCACUGUGAGAUAGCGCCGCCGGCGACGACGGCAAGUUGCGAGAUGAACGACUGGUUCAACGAUGGCAACUGGGAUGAGCUCGAGAGGAUAGUGGAGUUAAUGAACGAUCAAAGUGUUGCCUAUGAGUAUCAAUAUUAUUGACAACUUUUUAUUUUUGGGAAAAAAAUUAUUAUUAGUAAAAUAUUAGUUAAUGGAUAAAGAGAGGAGGAAAAUGUUUUAGUGGUGUUAAUAUUGAUAACUUUUUUAUUUUUUGUCCACAUUAGCUUUUCCCCC
Messenger RNA from Zingiber officinale, 1250 nucleotides. Its product is annotated as transcription factor JUNGBRUNNEN 1-like. Lineage: Eukaryota; Viridiplantae; Streptophyta; Magnoliopsida; Zingiberales; Zingiberaceae. The record is from RefSeq and is a predicted model, not a curated record. Gene Ontology annotation, molecular function: DNA binding. Gene Ontology annotation, biological process: regulation of DNA-templated transcription. Bases 141 to 1118 code for a protein of 325 amino acids. The transcript is spliced from 3 exons.